Messenger RNA from Mya arenaria, 6908 nucleotides. Its product is annotated as armadillo repeat-containing protein 2-like. The record is from RefSeq and is a predicted model, not a curated record. Gene Ontology annotation, molecular function: protein binding. NCBI's taxonomy places the organism in Eukaryota, Metazoa, Mollusca, Bivalvia, Myida, Myidae. Gene Ontology annotation, biological process: cilium organization. The transcript has 20 exons. Bases 228 to 2822 code for a protein of 864 amino acids.
UUGACAGGACAACAUAAUAUCAAUCAGCGUUUGUAAUAGGUUUUCUUAUGCCAGCGAGAACAGAUCGACGUGAUGUAGCUUCCAAGUGAAAUAAGAUAGAUUUGUGAUAGUGUGUUGUCAAAAAAGUUCGUUCUUUCUUUGAAGUUUUCCAGUUGAUGAAAAGGUUUUACGCAUCAAUGUUAUAGAAGGAAAUAAAGCAACUAGCACUGCGGUAGCGUUCUAAAAAGAUGGAUCCCACACCACCAAGAAAACCUAAAGAAAAUCGACCAUUUUAUGCCCCGCCAGAAGACAAGCCCAGUGCUGUACAGAUCAUUAAUGAGGCUCGUUCUUCACUCAAGGAACUUAAAACCAAACGACCUUUCACCCCUCGGGAAGACAGAAGAACAUUAUUUGGACCUCGUCCUGUUAAUACCGCAGAUAAUAGACCUCCUAGUGCUUUCAGUCUUGACUCGAGGCAUUUUGACCCAGACUCCCGGCCAGUUUCUGGCACCAGACUCAGUCCCCUAGAUCAUAAGCCUUCAAUUUCCACUGUAGAGGAAGAUGUUGCCAGACUGCCAACAGAGAGCGAGGUUGAGAGUUUAUUACUGCCGCCCAAGCCGCCCACAGACUCUGGCAAGCCUAGUAAGACACGAGCCCGGGCACGCUAUGCUAACAGUGGGGAUAACUCCUCCGCAGACAGGGUCAGGAGCUCUGGCUCUGAGACAGAUAUACAGUCCAGCCAGCUGAGCCCAGAGUAUGAGGGUGUGGGUGCCCUAGAGGACGGGAGUCUCAUCUACCCCACAGAAGAGAGAGGGGAGGGGGAUGGGAAGGAAGCCCCACCUCAUCGGGCCCCCAGUGUCACUGCCAACACUCCCUUACCUAGUCAAAGGGCUGAUGGAGAGGAGCGCCUUGGCAGUGGGGGUGUACGGAGGUCAGAGAUUGAGGAAAGAGUCAGUAGUGGGGGCACACACAGGGGGUCCAGUGCAGGCUCUAGGGGAGGCAGUGCAGGAAAGCGGGAUGAUGAAAGGGAGGAGCAGGAUUUCUACAUGAAUCACAUAGCCCCCAUGUUGGACCUAAUGGCAGAGUAUAGUCAGAGUAAAGAUGCGGAGAAGCUUAUCUCACUAUCUGAGGAACUGUACCAGCUGUUACUGAAGAACGGCCUCCUGGUAAAGACUUACAAGCAGCGGUCGCGGAUCCUCAAGGCCAUCUUUAAAAUGCUGGACUUGGAAGAACCGAAACUACUUCUCCAACUUGCCAGGCUUAUUCUUGCUUUCCGAGUGGGUGGUAACAACCUGCUAAAUGUGUGCAAACUUGUGUUCAAAGUGAGCAGGAACGAGAAAAAUGAUCCUGCCUUCCUCGAUGGCAAUAUUCUAGAUUUACUAUUAGAGACGAUGAUCAGUGUUGAUGUUGUGUCGACACACGAGGCCCUGAUUUACUGUGUUGGGUCCAUGAAAUUCCUCACAGGAAACGCCACUAUAGCUAAACAGCUGGUGGGAAAACAGUGCAUAGAAAAACUCUCAACUUUACUGGAUAAUAUCAUUAAAUUGUCCCAGGAGAGUGGGGCAAACACUGAACAGCUCGGCAACAUCCUCGUCCAGCUGACUGCAGCACUGCGCAAUCUUGCCGACGCCAGCUCAAGUCGCGACCGCAUACUCGGAUGUCGUCUACUGGAGAGUCUCACUGCGGCAUCUGAUAGCUACUCUGGCGACGCUGAGAUUGUGCUUAAUGUCUCAAGAAUAUUCAGCAAGGUGACCCUGCACACAGACUGUUGUCUGGCGCUUUCUGGUUACAGCCUCUCAUACAAAGUGUUCCUACAUCUUCUCAAAAAACACCUCAAACGACAGGAUAUAGUUGUGCGAGUAUGUUUCAUCCUUGGCAACAUGACAGCAAAGAACGACGAAGCCCGAGUCUGCCUGUACCAGGAAUCAAAGUCAUUAGAAAUUGUACUCUCAGUAUUGAAGUCAUACUUGGAAGCAGACUAUAAGUCGCACAGUAAGCCAGAGCGUAAGUCCGGUGGCAGUAAGGACGAAAUCAGCAAGACAGAGGACGUGCUGGUCAAGGUCGUACGCGUUAUAGCAAAUAUCUCCAUCAACGAAACUGUCGGCCCUCAGGUCGCAUCUAGCAAGGCCUGCGUGGAACUAUUGAUACGAAUACUUGACUACAAGGACGUUGAGACAAGUGAGGAGCUAGUUUUAAACACAGUGGCCUGUAUCAACAACCUGUCAUACUUCAGUGACAAAUCCAGCGCCAUCACACACCAUCAGAUCAGGCUAUGUGACUGCUUAAUGAAGCUGAUCUUAGCAGAGAACAUGAUGAAGUCAAUAGUGGAGGUGUCACGAGUGUUUGGUAAUCUGACCAGGCAGAAACAGGUCCGAGACUACCUUCACAAAGAGAAAGUGGAUGUGUUGUUAUGCACGCUACUGGACUCCGGAGACAAGGAGGUGGUGUACAUUGCCUGUGGGGUGCUUAUCAACUUCAUGGUGGAUGAGGAAAAACGCACCAUGCUCAAGAAAGAAAAGGGCAUCAGCAAAUUGGUAGAGGUGUUGCGUGACUGUGGACGUGGAGACUGGGAGCUGGCGGGCAUGGUCUGUCAGACCCUGUGGAACUACAGUGGCAAGAUUACCAGCACCAAUGCCUGCUUCGGUGAGACAGAGUCACAGGAGCUGUCAGAGAUACUUAUUGACUUUCUAGACAAGGAGAGUGCGUUUGACCCCGGUUUUGAGCAGAUGGAUCCUGAGUUCCAGGACUAUAUCCUUGACACCUGGGAAAGCCAGUUCUGCCCCGUGGCCGACCAGCUGCUACAGCGGAUAGAGACACAUAACUCUGACUUCGAACCUCUAUAGGAUAUCCCAUUGGUCAUCUUUAAUCCUCCAGGGGUUAAUGACCUCCACAAUAUGUUGCCCGCAUAAACUUGCUAUGCAGGGAUGGGAUUUACUGCAGGCUAUCUGUUGUAGCAGGCAACAAUGAUAGUUUAAAGGUUCUUGGCCUGCAACAUUCCAGAGAGAAGGCUUUGAAGAGAGCUUUAUACGAGAACUACAGGUGUUUGUUGGUUUAAGAUUGUGAAACUGUCAAAGCUCUGGACACUAAUAUAUUCAUAGCACUCUGUUUUCAUUGGCUGUGGUGAAUAUUUAUUGCUUGAAAAGAAAGUGACAGUCCUGAUUAUUAAAAAAAAUGGAGUAAUGGUACAGACAUAACAACGUUCAAGAUUUUGAGUUUGGGAUGUUUAUGCCUGAGUAGUAAUAGACAGAAAUGGUCUAUUCAGGCUCAAUUUAGCAGAUACAUACAUUCUUAUCACCCAUGCCAGUGGUUUCUUAUUCGUGGAUGGAUAUUUCCGUUGACAUGUAUUUGUAACUCAUCUAUGAAGUUAUUGGGAAUGGGACCAAAUAUUUUGAAUACUGCUGGAAAAUGUGUUUUUUAAAAGCUUCUAAUAAAGGAGCCUGAAAUAGUAUAAAUAAUAUAUAUAUAUAAGAAAAACAAACCUUUUUUCUGGAAAUAACAGUCAUUUAUGAAAUAAGUAAGGAAAAAGUGUUUUAUUUACAUGAACGUGAUUUCAUUGUCAUAUAUCAGUUAUGUUUGUUUGUAUCUCACAUUGAUUCCGUCCAUAUUGUUUUCGUUACAGUACAAGUUGAAGAGACCACCCUGUUUUCAGGAUUUAUAAUUUUGAUGAAUGUUGCUAUUAGAAUUUUUGCUGUCUGUUGUUACUAGUAUUUUAUUUUGCAAUUUUAUUUUUAUUGAAGAUAAAAAAAUAGAGUUUUCUCCAUAGCACUGGUGUUGUCCUUGUCAUAAGCGUGCAUAAAUUUUCAGCCAUUUAACAUAUUCCCAUGAAACUUUGUUCACAUGUUACAAGUGACAAUUUGUAUUUGUAAAUCAAGACAUUGGGCUGAUUUUUCAGAAUAUUGUUAAAGUUAACAACGUUGUUAACAAUAAAACAUGUAAUAUUUGAAUAUGUGCUCACAUAUUUAAAUAUAAACAACUACAGCUGAAACAUUGUCCCAAAUCGUUUAAGGACCUCAGCUGAGUGCCAGUGUAUCUGAGCAAUAAAGAUAUGAACGUUAACAACAAUGUUACCUUUAACAACAUUCUGAACAAUCAGCUCACUGUGUGUAUUUCUAGAUGUCAACUAGUUGCCUAAUAAAUUAUUUGUUUUAAUUAUUUAAAUGUAUGUCCAUUUCAUUUCAUGACUAAUUAAGCUAUCCGAAAAAUAGUAAUGCAUAGUAGUGGUGGCUUGUAAUGCAAAUAGUUCCAAUGCUCAUCUUGUGGUUAUAACAUUUGAUAACCUUGACCAUGAACAUGAAUUGCCAUUCUAUAUUUGCUUAUUUCUAAAACUUUCUGUGACACAUUGUCAAAAAGUGGCAUUAAUAUUUAUUAUGCAGUAUUCGUUUUGCUAUAUGAUAUUCAAAUACCAUUGCAAAUUACAUGUAUGUUUAGCAUACACAAUAUUGUCAAGUGUCAGCUUAUGUGUUUAUUAUACAUUAUGAAUCUGUGGCUGCAAUUAUAACAAACAGAUGGUUGUUUGGUAUUGUUUAAAGCUGCGCUCUCACAGACUGACAGUUUUGACAUACAUGUAUUUUAAAAACAAAUCCCCCAAAUGAGCAGAUAUUGACUUCAAUGCCUUCAAAUUCUUUUAUCUGAGAGCGUUAAUCAUCAAUUUUCAAGCAUAAAUAUGAAAAACUGCAAUCUGAUCUUUUGUCAGCCGUCUUACUGGUUUCAAAACAUUUACGCACAAAUUUGCUCAUUUCUAGAUAAAAAAUUAACAAGCUGUCACAACGGUAAAUCUAUGAGAGUGCAACCUAAAAUUACAAUGUACCAAUAUAUUUGUAAGGUUUUUAAAGCUAUUAGUAGUACUACACAUCCUCAAGAGAGAGUUCAAAAUGCCUGUAGAAAUAUAAACGUGGCUUCCAUACAUGAGUACAUCAUGUAGCAAUACCUUGAUUAACUAUGAUAGAGUAGAAGAUACCGUUUUCAGUGAAAUAGAACAUUAUUGAAAUUUCUCCCAAAUAACAUACUAUAAAUUACCAUGUACAUUUGUUUGUAUGGAAUUUUUCCCCAAAAUGACCGUAAUAUAAAUUACCAUGUUUGUAUAAAAUUACUCCUCAAUAACAGUUAUAUAAAUUGCCUUGUUUGUAUGGAAUUUCUGCCCAAUAACGGUCAUUUAAAUUACCAUGUUGUAUGAAAUUUCUCCCAAUUAAGUAACGGUUAUAUAAAUUGCCACAUACCUUUGUUUGUAUGGAGUUUCUCCAAAAUGGAAGUUAUAUAAAUUGUCAUGUUCAUUUGCUUGUAUGGAAUUUCUCCAAGGUGACCGUUAUAUAAAUUACUAGGUACAUUUGCUUAUAAUUGACAUCUCCAUUAAUUUUAAUGUGGCAUUUAAGCAUUGCAUUCAGUUCUUUUUCUAGAUAAAAAAAUGACAUGUUUUCCUCAUUUACAUAUUAAUUAUACUAUUAUUUAAGUUAAGAUUGGUUACAUUUUUUCUUGCCUUUAUGCUGUAUGGACACAGUAGGGCACAUGAGCAAAUUCCAUGAAGGGCAUUAACGCUUCUUGGUCAUUUGCUUGCUCGCCCUACUGCAUUCAUACAGCAUAAAUGCGAUCAAUACAGAAGAUACUAUAUAAGUAGUCAUACAAAACAAAGUUUAUUAAAUUAGUUUUCAAAAUGUUUAGUUAACAGGUUUAAUUAAUUGUAAUGAAUGACCACAAAUGUGAUAUGUCGUUUAUAUUUUAAUACUAAUAUGAUGAUUUACAGUGCUAAAUACAUUAGACCUUGCUAAAAAGUGCGCAUAUUUUCAACAAUAUUCAUUUACGGCGUCACUCCAAGAGUUAUUACACUAGUUAUGUAUCAAAUAUAUAUCAAUAAUGACGAUGUUUGCCGUGUCAUUUAUGAUUUUUUUUUUAUCUUGUAGAGUUUUCCUUUUGUCUUUAAUCUUGGAAUCAUUUUAUACUUUUAUGUUGGGAAAAAUUAACAUGUCAUCUUGUGCAAUAUUGAAGUAUCAACAUCUUCCAAAUAUUUCUAAGCAUAAGUUUUGGUAGGAAUACAUUAAUUGAUUAGUGUUUUGUAUGUUGUUUCUUGAUACAUGUAAUAUAUCUUUGAGAUCAAGGAUUAAAGACUUGCUCUCAAAUAUUUUAACUUUUAAUUUAAUUUGUUUGAGUUGGUCUAUUUCUCAAACAAGCAAGAAAAAUUACUGGGCUAAAUUCGGUAAUUGUUGAAAACUAUAUUGAAUAGAUAAAUAAGCUGAAUAAAUUGUCAGUUUUAUGUAAAAUAAUAAAAAGCAUCCAUCUUUAAGUUACGAUUACAAUCUGCGAGAAUAUAAUGUCAAAAUAUGUGCUGUCUCAGCCAUCGUUUUCUACCAUUGUAGCUUAUUUUUUUUGUCACAAGCAGUAUUAUUAAAUUUGGGAUUGAUUUGUAACAUAAAUUAUUGUUCAAAAUUAGUAUAUGUCUGAUAGAAUUGCAGUAUUUUUCAAUGUGAGGAACAUUUAAAUUGAUAACUGAGCACUUGGCCCUUGUUGAAUUUUUAUCAGGUGAAUUGGUUGAUUCAAACUGAGGCUGGGUCAGUAUACAAAAUAUAAUAUAAUUAAACAAAACAAAGUUCUGUUAAAGACAAUUUAAUAACAUAGUCAGAUGAAGCAUUCUAUGGUGGCAGAUUGGUUAUCAAUUGUUUUCACAUUAGCUUGACGCUAAACAUGUUUAACUGCACAUUUGUUUAUGCUUUUCAUUAAUAAACACAUAUAUUGUGUUUAUUGUCUGUUGCUAUGAAUCAGUGUUACAUUAUGCAUUAAUCUAUUUUCACCUCACGUCAAGGGUCUUAUAAUUUCAAUUAUGUAAACGUGUGAUGUUCUGUUGUUAAAUUGCUAUUUAUUUAUUAUUGGUUGUUUUAUAAAUCUAUUAAUGUACAAUUAUGUUUUUGAUGAACUGCCGUUUAAUAAAUUUGAAAAAGAAA